CUUAAAAAAAAGGCAAUUUCAUGCUUAAGGCUCUAUGCAGCAUUGGGGUCCAUUGUCAACGAAUGUUAAAAAAUUCGGCUGAAACAACGAUACACAAGUAACAGAACGACGAUACACAAGUAGCAGUCUCACUAUAUUGCCACUGGUACCAUAUAAUUGAAGUUAUAUCUUGAACAAUUUACGAAAUGCUCCUCUGGUUUGUUGGCGCUGUGGCUGGGAUUUUGACCUUCAUGGCGCCACCCUCGGAAGGAACUGGUCGCGCCAUUGUAACAUUACGAAGGUACACUAACCCCUCUCACCGCUUGAGUAAUGGUAAAUGCUGUGAUCACCGAUUUGUCAACUUUGGCCGAUGCCGCCCAUGUGAUGCUUACUUCAAACUAUGUGUGAGUCAGGCAGUUAGUGGGUCUUCUUCAAACAGUUGUAAUAUUGGUAGAAGCCAGACCGGUGUGGUUGGUGACGAUGACAACCAUGUACUUAACAUCAGAAGGACGUUUUCUUUCGAAUCUUUUAAGGGAGCCAUUACCGUUGGGGUGGAAGUCUGGGAUAAGGACAAAUUUACCAGCAAUGAUUACGUGGGCUCCCCGUCCAUAACACUGUGGUCUGUCACUCCGGGGUUGUAUUUGGAUCCCUUAAGAAGAAGCUUGACGCUAAAGAGCAGAUACGUCACCAUGAAGCUUGACUUGGAGUUGUACUGCGACAAAGACUACUAUGGUCCCAGUUGUAGCGUGAAUUGUGUCCCGCGGGAUGACUCGAGUGGACAUUACACCUGCGAUAACCUGGGAAACAAGAUUUGUCUUCAACGUUGGGAAGGGCCGUCUUGUAACAGAUGCGAGAGCAAUUGGUUUGGUCCCCGCUGUUCUGCAAUUUGUGUUCCUCAGGAUAAUGAUUUUCAAGGACAUUACAAAUGCAGCCAAUCAGAUGGAACGAAACAAUGCCUACCGUGGUGGUUUGGUAGCGACUGCAAGGCGCACUGCAUUCCUCAUGACGAUGAUGACAACGGCCACUAUAGCUGUGCACGUGACGGAAAAAAGACAUGCCAUGACGGAUGGCACGGAGAGAACUGCACAGUGUUUUGCAUUCCUCAAGAUGAUGACAUACGAGGCCACUAUACUUGUGACGAGGAAGGCGGCAAAGUCUGUCUAAACGGGUACCGCUCUCCAGACUGCAUGGACUGCCUCCUGGGUUGGUAUGGCGCGGAUUGUUCUUUAUCCUGCUUGGCAAAUGACACGUAUGGCUUCCAGCAAGGCUACAUCUAUUGUUCUGACGAUGGAGUUAAGCAAUGCAAGAAGUGGUGGCAUGGCCCAGAGUGUCUCCAGUAUUGUGUCCCUCAUGAUGACAACGAGCACGGGCAUUACACGUGCGAGCCAAGAGAUGGAAGUAAAGUGUGCAGACCUGGCUGGGAAGGGCUAAGCUGUCUUAAUGCGCCACCCUCGGAAGGAACUGGUCGCGCCAUUGUAACAUUACGAAGGUACACUAACCCCUCUCACCGCUUGAACAAUGGCAAAUGCUGUGAUCACCGAUUUCUCAACAUUGGCCGAUGCCGCCCAUGUGAUGCUUACUUCAAACUAUGUGUGAGUCAGGCAGUUAGUGGGUCUUCUUCAAACAGCUGUAAUAUUGGUAGAAGCCAGACCGGUGUGGUUGGUGACGAUGACAACCAUGUACUCAACAUCAGAAGGGCGUUUUCUUUUGAAUCUUUUAAGGGAGCCAUUACUGUUGGGGUGGAAGUCUGGGAUAAGGACAAAUUUACCAGCAAUGAUUACGUUGGCUGCCCGUCCAUAACACUGUGGUCUGUCACUCCGGGGUUGUAUUUGGAUCCCUUAAGAAGAAGCUUGACGCUAAAGAGCAGAUACGUCACCAUGAAGCUCGACUUGGAGUUGUACUGCGACAAAGACUACUAUGGUCCCAGUUGUAGCGUGAAUUGUGUCCCGCGGGAUGACUCGAGUGGACAUUACACCUGCGAUAACCUAGGAAACAAGAUUUGUCUUCAACAUUGGGAAGGGCCGUCUUGUAAAAGAUGCGAGAGAAAUUGGUUUGGUCCUCGCUGUUCUGCAAACUGUGUUCCUCAGGAUAAUGAUUUUCAAGGACAUUACAAAUGCAGGCCGUUGGAUGGUAAGAAAGAGUGCCUACCAUCGUGGUUUGGUUCUGACUGUCGCACACAAUGCAUCCCUCGUGAUGACGACGGCGGACAUUACAGUUGUGCACAAGACGGAAGUAAAACGUGUCUGCCUGGGUGGUAUGGCGAGAACUGCACAGUGUUCUGUGUUCCUCAAAAUGAUGAGAAACUCGGAAAUUACACUUGUGACGAUGAAGGCAAUAUGGUGUGCUUGGACGGCGUCAGUCGCCUCGACUCUAACUGCUCUUGGACUUGUUUGGUCAUUGAAGCCCCAGUAACCUACAACUGUACAGAAGAAGGCUACAAAAUCUGCCAUCCUUCGUGGUUUGGGUCCGACUGUGCCACUUACUGCGAGCCCCACAACGAUGAAAAGCACGGGUAUUACACUUGCAACGUACGUGACGGAAGUAAAGUGUGCUUGGACGGCUGGGAAGGACGUGACUGCCGUGAAAGAAGCGUGGAAUCAUUAUUUACAAUUGAGUAACGAUGGGCUUUAGUGUGACUGUAUGUCACCCGUUAGUACAUCUUCAAUGGCGCUGCGACAAUUUAUAAACAGGACCUAGAUGGACGAAUGUUUACGGUUCCUUUAGACAGAAAAUAGUCAGUAAUCACUGAAUGAUUAUAGAAAAUAGGACUAAAUGGACACAUCGAGCUCCGCUUUUCAUUUUUUAUGACUUGAACAAUUUUUUUUAUAAGUAAUAGCUCCUGCCAAGUACUGCAAACCAAGUAAAAAUUAAAAUUCGCUUUUUAUGAUGAAAGUA
Pocillopora verrucosa is the source of this 2874-nucleotide messenger RNA. Lineage: Eukaryota; Metazoa; Cnidaria; Anthozoa; Scleractinia; Pocilloporidae. The record is from RefSeq and is a predicted model, not a curated record.